Messenger RNA from Plodia interpunctella (Indianmeal moth), 1413 nucleotides. RefSeq lists its product as uncharacterized. NCBI's taxonomy places the organism in Eukaryota, Metazoa, Arthropoda, Insecta, Lepidoptera, Pyralidae. The record is from RefSeq and is a predicted model, not a curated record. The transcript has 5 exons. The coding region runs from base 122 to 1111 and encodes 329 amino acids.
ACUGUCAACUCAAAAAGUUUCAAAAAUUCCUCAACGGUUAGGAAGAAAGCUUGUUUAUUUUCAUUUGAUUAUUUUGAUUUAAUUUAUGAAUUAGGUACCUAAUUAAAUAAAACAUUUCACAAUGCAGGUAGCAUCUAGAUCUAAGAUUUCAGAGCUCCAAUCAAUAAUGAGCAGGAUGCCUCUAGAAGUGUGCUGUGUGAACGCCCUGCCAGAAUUCGGCGUACGUUGGCGUGACGUCUCCAAGGCAGUGCGUAACGCGCGGCUACCUAUGACUGCAGCUAGCGUCGCUCGAGUCCUCUGCAGACAUGUGGCCAAGUCACUGCCCGUGGAGGAGAUUGAGGACAUCGUGGCUAGACUCCGACUUAAGCUGGCUGCCAGUCAGAGCCGCACAUGGCAUGUGAUAGAGCUGUCGGAGAAGACCACAGAAGAUUCUCUGACAAUGAUGAUACACGCACUACCCGGACGAGUGACGCAGGCCCUGAGGAGCCGCAGCAGGAAUAUGAGGCCUGAGGUUCAGUCUGUGCUGCAGGGAGAGCUGAUGUACCUCAGCCUGCAGCUGGUGUCGGACACGAGGUCGGGCCCCGUGCUGUACGCGGCGCUGCCGCCCGCGCGCCCGGUCGCUCUAGUCAGCUCUCUGGCCAGCGGUGUGCUGCUCAAGGUGCUUGUGGAAGGUAUUGGCUACAAAAAGUAUGAAGAUGCCAACUUAUACGGACGUGAUAUCCACUCGCUGCUCCGCAUCCACGACCGAGGCUGGAACGAGAAUGCUGACCAUCUCACCCAGAUCCCAGACUACCAGCCCACUCCGAUCAUAACCAACUCUGGCAUAGACUACACAAAUAAAGCUUAUGACAGCGAAUAUGUUGACAACCUCAUCGGACCAAACCCACCGUUACUUACAGAUCUAAACAUAAGAACAACUAAAGCGUUUUUCGACCCGUCUAGAUUGAACAAACAGAUAAAUUUAACGGUGCAGUUAAAAAGUGAUGAUGUGGCAAAGACGUUGAAAUCUUGGGUCAUGAAGAGUGCGUUGGCGCCGACGUCGGAUUUCUUUCAAAUUUUCCAUCAGAUUAAAUCAAAUAAAGUCACAUAUUGUAGGGAAGACUCGGAUUGAGUGUAGAUUAAUCCCUUGUUUGCACAGGCGUUCAAAAGCCGCCGAUAUAGGCGUGUAUUUAACACUUUCUAUAUUUCUUUCUAUAAGCUACGGUCCCAUAGCGCUCAAGGAUAUUCACGAUAAAUUACCGUUGUCGUGUGAAUGAUACAAAGCGCGUUCGUUGAUAAAGCGCCCCCGCAAACGAGGCCUUAGGUGAUAAAUGACAUUGUUGCAUAAAGUUGCAAUCCAAUGAAUGUAAGAUCAUAUUUAUUAAGUUUUUUUUGUACAUAAAUUAAAAAAUAAAACUUCUAAAAUCCAUAAAA